Molecule: messenger RNA, 225 nt
Organism: Ustilaginoidea virens
Lineage: Eukaryota; Fungi; Ascomycota; Sordariomycetes; Hypocreales; Clavicipitaceae
Exons: 1
Coding region: 1-225 (74 amino acids)
Source: RefSeq, a predicted model, not a curated record
AUGUGCCUCUGGCAAUGUCCCGCCUCGAGCCAAGCUGGUGCCAGUGGCCUGCUGACGCAGCCGAGCCUAAGCCCCCCCAAUACUAGAACUCGUGACGCUACUGCAGGCUCCAUCCCGCUCGACACUCUGGAGAGGCCGUCCCUCGCCCGUGGCGGCGGCUGUGGCGUCAUGGCUUGGGCGAUACGAGCGCCAAUCGUCCACGCCGCAUCCGCGAGCCUAGCCUAG